AUGGCAGACAACGGGCGGAUUGAGCCAGGCUCGCAUUACCCAUCAGCAGCCGACGCUGGCAACUCAAUCACUCAGCAUGGCUUUAAAAUCACUACGCGAAAGCUGCCAAUACUUAAAGCUGAGCCUAUCGAACAGAUGACGAAGAGACUGGGGAUUGCACCUCCCGAAAUGAUCUUCGGUGACAACCUGGUUUCCAUCGACCACGAAAGUGGAUGGGGACUCCAAUUCAACACCUAUGAUGCGCUGGAUCAAGUUGAUAAGACAGGAGGGUCAAUGCUUCAAGUCGCACAUUCGAGGGAAUGGCAGAGUACUCGGGAAAAGAAGCACGAGGGUAUCACGGAGGUGGUCAAGCCAUUCGACUGGUCAUAUAGCACCGACUACAAGGGCACUUUGCGUUCACAGUCACCGCUCUUUGAGAUUACAACGACACCAAUACCACUGGAGCUACUCAAACGCCCUGACCCGAUACUCUUUUUUGAUGAGAUCAUUCUCUACGAAGACGAGAUGGCAGACAAUGGCAUCACGAUGUACUCGUGCAAGAUCAGGGUCAUGCCAGCGCGGUUGCUCCUUCUCUGUCGCUUCUUUAUGCGUCUAGACAACGUAUUGCUCAGGAUCAGGGACACCAGAGUAUAUGUCGACUUUGGGACGGGAGAGGUGAUCAGGGAGUAUGUUGCGAAAGAGGAGAAGUACGAGGUGGUUAGGCAGAAACUUGCAUCGAGAGGCCAAGAUGUGCCAGCGCAGCUACGAGAUCCAAACAACAUAAAUGAUCUGCUACCCAUUGUGGAUAAAUCACUCGAGCGCCUGGUAAUCAGGUAG
Molecule: messenger RNA, 816 nt
Organism: Letharia columbiana
Lineage: Eukaryota; Fungi; Ascomycota; Lecanoromycetes; Lecanorales; Parmeliaceae
Exons: 3
Coding region: 1-816 (271 amino acids)
Biological process (GO): TOR signaling
Cellular component (GO): cytosol
Source: RefSeq, a predicted model, not a curated record